UUUGUGAUCUUGUUCAUCAAUCACCCUUUGCUUUCUUCCAAUAUUCCAUAUCAAAGCACCUUUCCACUUUUCCAUUUUAUAUCUCUCCAUCUUUUGUUCCCCUUAUUAAAAGCCGCAUGCAGCACCUAAGUUAAAGCAGAACUUACACACACUUACACUUGCACACAUAGGGAGCUAGAGAGGGUGAAGAAGGUGAGAAUCUCAAUUGUUUAGCUUAUUAAGUGAGUGGCUCUAUUAUUGUCUAUUCCAUUAACAUGACAGGGACGAAGAGAAACCAAAUUACAACAAGUCCUGUGGGAAGUCCAACAUCUGGUAACAUCUCAGACAGCUACUCUUCAAAAGAACAAGACAGAUUCCUCCCAAUAGCCAAUGUUAGCCGAAUCAUGAAAAGGGCACUCCCAGCCAAUGCAAAAAUCUCAAAGGAAGCAAAAGAAACAGUUCAAGAGUGUGUGUCUGAGUUCAUAAGCUUCAUCACUGGUGAGGCCUCAGACAAGUGCCAGAGGGAAAAGAGGAAGACAAUCAAUGGUGAUGAUCUUCUUUGGGCCAUGACAACACUAGGAUUUGAGAACUAUGUUGGACCCUUGAAGCUCUACCUCAACAACUACAGGGAAACUGAGGGAGAAAAGAGUUCUACUUCUAUGGCAAAACAAGAAGAACUUCACUCUCCAACUCAUCAACACCAAACCAAUAUUGAUGGGGUGGUUGAAAUCAACAAGUUAUUGCCUCAUUCUGUGGCUGCAGCAACCAAAGCUUCGGACUUCAACAACACUACUUUCAGUGCUGGUGGCUUCUAUUCUGUGGGGCCUCAUCAAGUAACUGCUCCAAAGAGCUUCACUGAGAUGGGAGGGUUGAAUGGUUAUAGAGAGAGUUCCAUUGCUCAAAGUGCGCUCAGUGCUGAUCAAAUUCAAGAUGCAAGUGGCAAUAGAAUGAUGCCACCCAACCUACGUUAUAGGGUUGAAUGGUAGAUGUCACAUGCAUACCAACAAGUUCAUCAUGUCCCUUCCCCCAUUAUAUAUUAUAUCAUAUCAUAUAUAAUAUAAUAUAAAUAGUAUUUUUAUUAUGAUAAAGCUUAAUUUCGUUGCUGAUUAGCUAGACCAGGGAACCGAUCAGUUUAAUUACUUGAUAUCUAAUGGCACAAUACUUCACACACUUGGAGAGGAUAUAUUAAAUUUUUAUUUAGUUACUCAAUAUAUAUAUGUAACACAAGUUUAUUGGAGUUUGGAGUGUUUAGUAGUAUAUAUAUAAUCUUGUGACAUGAGUCUUCCAUAGUGUUCAAGUCAAAAUGUUCACAAGAAUAUCUCUCUAAGAUCGUAUCGUACGGUAGAAGAUUAUGAUGCAAAAAAGAUAAUCGAGUUCAUCUUCUCUUUAUGUUGUUUGGGCGCUGCCAAUUUUUAUUGUAUAAGAGUUGAAAAG
Molecule: messenger RNA, 1413 nt
Organism: Glycine soja
Lineage: Eukaryota; Viridiplantae; Streptophyta; Magnoliopsida; Fabales; Fabaceae
Product: nuclear transcription factor Y subunit B-10-like
Exons: 1
Coding region: 255-965 (236 amino acids)
Biological process (GO): regulation of transcription by RNA polymerase II
Cellular component (GO): nucleus; CCAAT-binding factor complex
Molecular function (GO): RNA polymerase II cis-regulatory region sequence-specific DNA binding; DNA-binding transcription activator activity, RNA polymerase II-specific; protein heterodimerization activity
Source: RefSeq, a predicted model, not a curated record